CCUCGUCGACUCCUUUUCCCCCUCCAUUUUCGAGUCUCUUCGUGCUCCAUCGCCGCCGCCGUGCGCUGCCGCAGACGCUGUUGGAAAACGAGUUGUAGGUGACGAGCUGCGUGUUUUGGUGGAAUUUGUCGGAUUUUGGGGGAAUUGUGGUUGUAUAUUUACAAAUUUGAAACCAUUUCGUGUGAUUAGGGACGAAGGGAUCGCGAGGAGAAAGAGAAAUGGCUUCGAUUGCCUCUUCAUCUUCUAUAGUUCGUCCUCGUCGCCAUGAAACACAAUGUCCCGCAAGAGUGGACGGAUUCUUCAAGGAGCUCAGAAGGAACCAAUACAAACCACUUUCGGUUGGCGGAAAUGCUCCAAUUACAAAGAAACUUCGUUUAAGUGUAGCUGGAUGCUUGCCUUUGAAAGGAGAUGGGGGGUUUGGGUCCGUUGAAGGAUCUAGUGAUGGUGACACAGUAUUGCGACGGAGUACGUCCGUUAUUGGGCAGGAUUUUCCAUCUUCAGAUGCUAUAUUUCAAGAUGAUGCUGUAGAACUUGGAGCAAUUUCUGCAGAUAUGGCUCCUUUUGCUGAUGAUUUUUUUGGUGAUAACGACGAGCUUGAUUUAGAUUGCCCUACUGACGGUUUCUCUUCUAUCUCGGAGGCCAUCGAGGACAUCCGGCAAGGCAAACUUGUGAUUGUAGUAGAUGAUGAAGACAGAGAAAAUGAGGGAGAUCUUAUAAUGGCUGCAUCUUUGGUAACGCCAGAGGCUAUGGCUUUCAUAGUAAGACAUGGAACUGGGAUUGUGUGUGUCAGCAUGAAAGAAGAAGAUCUCGAAAGGCUUCAACUUCCUUUAAUGGUGACAAAUAAAGAAAAUGAAGAAAAGCUCCGCACGGCAUUCACUGUUACAGUGGAUGCUAAAGAAGGGACAACAACUGGGGUUUCUGCAGAAGAUAGGGCGAAAACAGUGAAGGCCCUGUCAUCUCCUGAUUCAAAGCCUGAUGACUUUAACCGCCCUGGGCAUAUUUUCCCUCUGAAGUACAGAGAAGGUGGCGUCCUUAAAAGAGCUGGACAUACAGAAGCAUCUGUUGAUCUUGCUAUGUUGGCUGGGUUACCCCCUGCGGCAGUUCUUUGUGAGAUCGUGGAUGAUGACGAUGGUUCAAUGGCUCGAUUGCCAAAGCUCCGUGAAUUUGCUAAGAGGGAGAAUCUGAAGAUAAUCUCCAUUGCCGAUUUGGUUAGGUAUAGGAGAAAAAGAGAUAAGUUAGUGGAGCGUGCUUCGGUGGCACGCUUGCCCCUCAGGUGGGGUAACGUUCAGGCCUACUGCUACCGAUCUCUUCUUGAUGGAAUGGAGCAUAUUGCCAUGGUUAAAGGUGAUAUCGGAGAUGGGCAAGAUAUCCUCGUGAGGGUGCAUUCCGAGUGCUUGACUGGGGACAUAUUUGGCUCAGCAAGGUGUGACUGUGGCGACCAGCUGUCCCUGGCAAUGGAAAUGAUUGAGAAAGCUGGGAGGGGCGUGCUGGUUUAUCUUCGCGGGCAUGAAGGGAGGGGCAUCGGGCUUGGCCACAAGCUUCGCGCUUACAACUUACAGGACAAUGGGCGUGAUACAGUGGAAGCUAAUGAGGAACUAGGGUUGCCUGUGGACUCACGGGAAUAUGGUAUCGGCGCACAGAUAUUACGAGACCUCGGAGUUCGUACAAUGAGGUUGAUGACCAACAACCCGGCAAAAUACAGCGGGCUAAAAGGCUACGGGUUGAGCAUCGUGGGCAGGGUUCCCUUACUAACGCUGAUUACUAAGGAGAAUCGUAGAUACAUGGAAACCAAAAGAGCAAAGAUGGGCCACAUGUAUGGGUCCAAAUUCAACGGUCGUCUCAAUGGUUCGAUUACAACUAACGGAUCAGCAGAGCAAAACCAGAGCCCAUAAUGUGCUUUGGCUCAAGGAGAAGCCACUUUUGACUGCUACUGAACAAUAAAAGUCGUCGUAUCAAGUUGUUCCAUUUUGUACAGAUUCCAUUAUUUGGCUUUUGCAAGCUUAUGUGGGCGGCCGAUCUUCGAUUGAGAGGUGAAAACUUAUUUUGCUAUGCUGUUGCAAACAUUGUAGACGUUUUGAUUUACUCUAAAAGUACGAGGGUUUGAUAAACAGAAUGUGGAGUAGAGAUUGGUGUUGUUGAUGUUUUUUUGCAGUUAUCUUUGACUCAUAAAAGUCUCAAAGUCAAAACAUCUGCACAACAUUUAGUGUUUUUGCUUGAUGAUAUUA
This is a messenger RNA of Ananas comosus (pineapple), 2225 nucleotides long. RefSeq names its product probable bifunctional riboflavin biosynthesis protein RIBA 1, chloroplastic. NCBI's taxonomy places the organism in Eukaryota, Viridiplantae, Streptophyta, Magnoliopsida, Poales, Bromeliaceae. The transcript has 8 exons. The record is from RefSeq and is a predicted model, not a curated record. Gene Ontology annotation, biological process: riboflavin biosynthetic process. Gene Ontology annotation, molecular function: 3,4-dihydroxy-2-butanone-4-phosphate synthase activity; GTP cyclohydrolase II activity. The coding region runs from base 219 to 1892 and encodes 557 amino acids. Gene Ontology annotation, cellular component: chloroplast.